UUAGGCCUUUGAAACGGGACAGCAGCGGCGGACACUGCGAUGGCACCUCCAUGGAAGGUUGUCGUGAUCUGCGCGGCUGCCUCGUAUCUUCCGCACAACGUGCACGCAGAGAUAGCCGACGGGUCGGCUAUGCCACCACCGCUUGAUGGAAGCAGCGUCAUGGAGAAUGCCCAAGUGGUCACGGCCACUCACACGUCGUCGGCGUCCCCACCCGAGUCCGCCAAAGUCACCAUCAAGGGCAUUAAGGUCAUAACAUCGUCGGUCAGUGCAUACGGGAGUGCGGACGUGGCCACGUGCACCGGCACUGGAGCUACUCCAACUACCUCUGGACGUCGGGAAGAUGAACUGUUGCCCAAAUCCAUCGAAGUCGAUGAGCGCUACCUCGUGGAUGGUCGUGCCAACAACGCCAAGAGCAACGACGAUUCCAUGCUUUACGAACUGGAUGCGUUUGAAGCGUUGCUCGGUGACAUCCAUCUGUCCUCGCAUCCUCUCACAGACUCGAUCCAAGCGGACGACGUUGCUGCCCGCCAUGACACACUCGUGCUGCCACUGGGCGAUCCUGCCUCUAUCGCGCACGACGAAGAUUCCUCAAGCACACUACCAUCAAGCCCGCCCGACGUUCGUGCUGAAGUCGUUGGCGAUGACGCAGGCAAAGGCGAUGACGACGUCGCGCAGGACUCCAUUGGUCGUCGUAGCACGGAGCAUGUCAGCCAAGCCCAUGACCUCGUUCAGGACGCCGCGACGGUGCCCAUCUCUGGUCAUGCUGCGGCCGCAAGUCAGGAACGAGAUGGUAGCUCCAACACAGAGUUGGGAGCGGCCGACGACGACGUCGUCGUUAUGUCGGUCGACAAGGAAGUCCUGCAUGUGGACGACGAAAGCCCCACGAUCCUCCCGCCUGGCAACCCCCGUGCGACCGAAACAAGGCCGAUGCACCACGACUUGCCGCAACACACGCUGCACUACCAAACGCAUGGCGCCAGUGUGCAACAUGAUGUGCCUCGAGCACACGGCAUCGCAGCACGACAUCGCGACCUCGACACUCCUCCUUCCCCACCAAGUCGUUGGCCAGUCGCGCCCGACGCCCGUCGUGAUCGUGACACCGCCGACUUCAUCGACGACUCGACAGAAUCGUCGUCUCGAACCAUGUCGAGGCACAUGGAAGCCGCAUUCUCUCAACUGCACGUCCACGGGACUCGCCUUUACGCGUCAGCGCGGUCGUCGUACGCUCGAGUCCAUGCGCUGUCGGCUGCGACUGUCGACAAGUUCUCCGUGUGGCUUGACAUGGCUCUUUCCAACGCGCUCGACGUUGUUCUCGGUGGAAUCGAUCGCGUCGAGGCCGCGCACGCGUGGUGGCGGCAUGAUGUGCUGGCAUCCAGUCAAGACCUCCAACUCGUUGUACGCAACGUGUGGGGCGUGAUGCUCUUGGCGCUCGUCGCGGCUGCGUAUGGAAUGCUCUACGUCGCGCUCAGCCACGCGCCUCGCGUCGGCCUCGAUCUGUGGCGGACCCUGGACGACUCGACCAAAGACAAAGCCCGGGGCGCCGUGCUCGUCGCGAUCGGGGCCAGCUUGGUCCUCCUCAAAACGAUGUGGUGGUACUGGGCGACGUUGGUUGCCGUCGCGUCCUUUUACUACUGGUCUGGCAAUGCCACAAGGCGCCAUGUCGAUCCGCCGCCGACAGCAUCACAGAAGCGCCCGUCCCUGUAGCCCCGACAAUAGAUGAACCAACAUACCACAUCACCAUCGAGUGGCGCGUCGUCAAAACAUCCUGCGGACGUCCGCAAGUGGCACACACCAGCGUAAAUAAGACGGGGGUUGCAUUGAUCUUGCUGGAAUGUGGCGCCGU
Messenger RNA from Aphanomyces invadans, 1843 nucleotides. RefSeq lists its product as hypothetical. NCBI's taxonomy places the organism in Eukaryota, Oomycota, Saprolegniomycetes, Saprolegniales, Verrucalvaceae. The record is from RefSeq and is a predicted model, not a curated record. The transcript has a single exon. The coding region runs from base 40 to 1704 and encodes 554 amino acids.